Messenger RNA from Harpegnathos saltator (Jerdon's jumping ant), 648 nucleotides. RefSeq names its product Transcription elongation factor subunit spt4 (gene spt4). Lineage: Eukaryota; Metazoa; Arthropoda; Insecta; Hymenoptera; Formicidae. Gene Ontology annotation, cellular component: nucleus; DSIF complex. Gene Ontology annotation, biological process: transcription elongation by RNA polymerase II; regulation of DNA-templated transcription; transcription elongation-coupled chromatin remodeling. The transcript has 4 exons. Gene Ontology annotation, molecular function: RNA polymerase II complex binding; zinc ion binding. The record is from RefSeq and is a predicted model, not a curated record. Bases 225 to 575 code for a protein of 116 amino acids.
GCACUGAAAAUCUGUAGUAUAAGUGACACAAACCAUGUAUUUUCAGUACUAGCAGUGAAUAUCGGAAUGCAGCCGUAAAUGUGCGUAAACGACAGCUGUGGAGAAAACUGUAUGGUUUGAACUUUUGGAGGUUGGAGAAGCUUCAGUUGAUAAUUUUAUUUGUAACUAUAUUACGGUGUGAAAUUAUUUAUAACUUUUAAUAAUAUUUUAUCCUGUGAGUGACAAUGUCUAUAGAAAUUGUGCCGAAAGAUCUGCGUGGACUAAGAGCGUGUUUAGUGUGUUCUUUAAUUAAGACCUUUGACCAGUUUGAAUUUGAUGGUUGUGAUAACUGUGAUGAAUUUCUACGGAUGAAGAACAACAAAGAUAAUGUUUUCGACUGUACAAGCUCUAAUUUUGAUGGAAUGAUUGCUGUAAUGAGUCCGGAAGACAGUUGGGUUUGCAAGUGGCAAAGAAUAAAUCGCUUUUGCAAAGGUGUUUAUGCCAUAUCCGUGUCAGGACGAUUACCAGCUGGUGUCAUCAGAGAAUUGAAGAGCAGAGGAAUAGCAUACAGGCCACGUGACACAAGUCAACGAUGAGUGUUUUACAAACUUAUAUAAGAUAAAUAAUAAUUAAUACUAAUUUAAUCGCUGAUUAUAAUAAUAAAGAUGU